Messenger RNA from Phanerochaete carnosa HHB-10118-sp, 291 nucleotides. RefSeq lists its product as uncharacterized. The transcript is spliced from 3 exons. The record is from RefSeq and is a predicted model, not a curated record. Lineage: Eukaryota; Fungi; Basidiomycota; Agaricomycetes; Polyporales; Phanerochaetaceae. Bases 1 to 291 code for a protein of 96 amino acids.
AUGCCGCACAAUUUUGUCUUCAUCGCCUUUGCCAUGGUUCUGCCGAAACUGAUGCUCAACUCUCUGCUUGCACUGCUUAAUUCGCGCGACAUGCACGCUGGUCAGGCCAUCUCUGUCCAUCUCUCGAAGCUCGCGAGCAUCCUCGGGCGUUCGGGCACAUCGGACGGCUCGCAGGCCGUCUGCAGCAUGCCGGACGGGGUCGCCAAGGACCAGGACGUUGAGAUCCCUGGGCGCGUCGUCGAUGCCUCGUUCGAUUCGGAGUCGCAGGCCUCGCGAAGCGCUCUCAUCUGA